Didymodactylos carnosus is the source of this 996-nucleotide messenger RNA. The record is from the annotation of a GenBank genome assembly. NCBI's taxonomy places the organism in Eukaryota, Metazoa, Rotifera, Eurotatoria, Philodinida, Philodinidae.
AUGCAGUCUAUUGCGGUUUUUGCUGUUCUCGUACUCGCUUUUAGCAGUACAUUAGCUCUCGACGUUACACUUAACCAACAUUGGAAAUUAUGGAAAGAAACUAAUAGUAAACGUUAUUCCGAUACUGAAGAACAUAGCCGUCGAUCUAUAUGGGAAAGUAAUUUAAAGAAAGUACAAGAACACAAUCUUCAAGCUGAUCUUGGUGUUUAUACAUAUUGGCUUGAAAUGAAUAAAUUUGCUGAUUUGACUGUUACUGAAUACACCAAAAGGAUGAACAGUUACGAUAUGAGUGGUCAACAUAACAAAGACCGUCGGGAAUUUACACGAAAUCCAAAUGUUAAAUUACCAGACACUGUUGACUGGCGUGAUAAAGGUUAUGUUACUCCUGUUAAAACGCAAGGUCAAUGUACUUCAGAUUGGGCUUUCUCAGCAACUGGUUCACUUGAAGGUCAACACUUCAAUGCAACUGGCAAACUAGUUACACUCUCAGAACAAAACUUAAUUGAUUGUUCAACCAAACAAGGUAACAUGGGUUGCGUGGGUGGUACGGCCAAUCAAGCCUUCCAAUACAUAAAAGACAACAGUGGAAUUGAUACUGAAGACUCAUAUCCAUAUGAAGACGAUGAUGAUCUAUGUCGAUUCAAAGCAGAAAGUGUUGGUGCUAAUAUUACUGGCUUCAUGAAUAUAACAUCAAAAAACGAAAGUGCUCUUCAAGAAGCUGUUGCUACCAUUGGUCCAAUCUCGGCUGUCAUUGAUGCUAGUCAUAACUCAUUUCAAUUAUAUAAACAGGGUGUCUACCAUGAACUAUUCUGCUCACAAAUUCAUCUUAAUCUUGCUGUUCUUGUUGUGGGUUAUGGUACAGAAUCUGGGACAGAUUACUGGCUCGUCAAAAAUAGUUGGGGUGUAAGUUGGGGUGACCAAGGCUACAUCAAAAUGACCCGUAACAAACGCAACGAAUGUGGUAUUGCUACAUCUGCCAGCUAUCCACUUGUUUAG